GUUCUGCAACGAGGGCGUCUCCUGUCCCCAGCCGGUCUUCUGGUCCCCGUGGGUGUCCUGGACCAAGUGCAGCACAGAGUGCGGAGGCGGAGUCCACUCCAGAGUCCGGUCCUGUGAGAACGGAAACAGCUGUCCAGGAUGUGCUUUGGAGUACAAGGCCUGUAACCUGGAGGCGUGUCCCGAGGUGAAGAGGAACACGCCCUGGACGCCCUGGAUGCCCAUCAACGUGACGCAGGGCGGCGCCCGCCAGGAGCAGAGGAUGCGCUACAUGUGCCGAGCUCACCUGUCCGAUCCUCACGAGCUGCAGAUCGGACGCAGGAAGGUGGAGACGCGCUUCUGUCCCAACGACGGAACGGCAGCCUGCGAGACGGACAGUAAGUUCAACCAGCCGACACUGAUUAUUGAACAUUGAUGAUCCAUAAACUACUGGAUUCAU
This is a messenger RNA of Anarrhichthys ocellatus (wolf-eel), 436 nucleotides long. Its product is annotated as semaphorin-5B-like. The transcript is spliced from 2 exons. The record is from RefSeq and is a predicted model, not a curated record. Lineage: Eukaryota; Metazoa; Chordata; Actinopteri; Perciformes; Anarhichadidae. The annotation marks the transcript as partial.